AUGGCUCCCGUUCGCUUCGUGUCUGCCGAUGACAAGCGGGACUUUUUGCAGUUCAACGUGGGCUACUCAAAUGACGACAAGUAUUGCCGGAUUAUGGGAUUUGGUCAUCCUGACCUCAUCCGGCUUCUUCUGUAUGAAGGUGUCAGCCUGUUUGUCGACGCCACGUUCAAGAUAACUCCCAGUCCGUUUGAGCAGACAUACAUCUUGAGAUGGGUGCAAAUUCAGUGCAAGAUGAAGUGCACGCCCAAGACAGUUGUCUGCGACUUCGAGCAGGCUCUGCAUGUUGCUGUAAAAGACCAGUUCAGCGACUCCUACUUGAUCGGUUGUCUUUUCCAUUGGAAACAAGCCAUUCGUCGCAAGCUGAUCGUACUACGAAUCCCUGCGGACGACAUCAAGAAGGUCAUGGCCCCUGGGUGUCUGGACGUGCUUACGAUGGUGCCAGAGAAGCAGCUUCGCAACGCUCCCUAA
This is a messenger RNA of Phytophthora sojae, 468 nucleotides long. RefSeq lists its product as hypothetical. The transcript is spliced from 2 exons. The record is from RefSeq and is a predicted model, not a curated record. Lineage: Eukaryota; Oomycota; Peronosporomycetes; Peronosporales; Peronosporaceae. Bases 1 to 468 code for a protein of 155 amino acids.